Messenger RNA from Neodiprion virginianus, 4542 nucleotides. RefSeq names its product nuclear hormone receptor E75-like (gene E75). The transcript is spliced from 5 exons. The record is from RefSeq and is a predicted model, not a curated record. Gene Ontology annotation, molecular function: RNA polymerase II cis-regulatory region sequence-specific DNA binding; nuclear receptor activity; zinc ion binding. Gene Ontology annotation, biological process: hormone-mediated signaling pathway; negative regulation of transcription by RNA polymerase II; cell differentiation. NCBI's taxonomy places the organism in Eukaryota, Metazoa, Arthropoda, Insecta, Hymenoptera, Diprionidae. Bases 795 to 3719 code for a protein of 974 amino acids.
AUCCCACUCGCGCCACGAACUGCACGCCAUACACACACUGAACACUAAACCAGCGAACCGACGGACGUGUGCCGCGUAUAUACCUUGUUGUUCUGUUUUUGUUUAAAAAUACGAGGAACAACGGCGGGAAGAAGAAAAAAAAAAAGAGAGUAAAAUAAUAGUAAUAAUAGAUAUUUUUUUGAAACUCCGACGGUGUGUGACGUUCGACGUGUUAAUCGCGGAACGGCAAAGUUUAUUCGUGUGUCGCGGUUUGUAUCUGGCUGAUUUGAGAAUUCCACUGCAAUCCCGACGACCCUUGAAACUCGGGACGUGUGACAUCGGGAAUAUCGUGCCAUUGACAAAAAUAUUACGAGAGUAUAUGUAGAUCGUAAAGACGUUUUUUUUUUUUUUACCCACGCACCGACUGACCAUGGUUAGAACGUGAACUUGUACCGCAAUUCGUUGGUUCGAUUCGUUUCGGAGAUAUCGGGGCGGGAAGGAUAAACGAAGAGAAGGAGGAUAAAUUUGUGCCAUAUUUGUAAUAUAUUAAUGCAAUCGUCGAAGGACGAGGUAGUGGGGAUUAAUCGGAUAUUAUAUAGUGCGUGAUAUGCAAGUUCCUCGGAACCGUUUAACUGGUCGGUUCGCGUUAGUCGUAUUCUACAAUAGCGAUAAGGAAAGUACAGAGUGUUUAAACGAUUGUACGGCAGGAAGGAAGGAAGAAUAGAAGAGAGAAUAGAAGAUAAGAAAACGCAGAAGCGCCGGUAUAAUAUUAUACAAAUCGGCGGUAAAUGUUUGUUUGUUAAUUGGUGGGUGAUAUGAUAGAGGAAUCCCGCGUCGAGGAGUGGUGUAUUAGUCAAUCGGGUCAGAUGACGGUCCAGGACUUCAAGUCACGCGGCACUACAGCCGUCGACGAACAGCUCACGAUCAGCAACGAUAUACUUUCCCCGAGCAAGGAUCACCUGGAAAACGAGAAGACGUCGUCGUCCCCUUACGGCGCAUCGAGCAACGGAUCCGUUCCCGCAUCCGCGGCUAACCAAGACAGCGAAAAUCUCCUUGGACGCGUUUUGGCCGAAUUCGACGGCACCACCGUUCUCUGUCGGGUUUGCGGCGACAAGGCUUCCGGGUUUCAUUAUGGGGUCCAUUCCUGCGAAGGAUGCAAGGGUUUCUUCAGGCGCAGCAUACAACAGAAAAUACAGUACAGGCCGUGCACGAAAAAUCAACAGUGCAGCAUACUUCGCAUCAACAGAAAUCGCUGCCAGUACUGCAGGCUGAAGAAGUGCAUCGCCGUUGGAAUGAGCCGAGAUGCGGUUCGAUUCGGGCGAGUACCUAAGCGCGAAAAGGCCAGGAUACUCGCCGCCAUGCAGCAGAGCUCGCACAGUCGUUCCCAGGAGAAGGCCGUCGCCGCCGAACUCGAGGACGACCAACGGCUACUCGCGACUGUCGUCAGGGCCCACCUCGACACCUGCGACUUCACCAGGGAAAAGGUCGCCCCCGUUUUGGCGAGGGCGAGGGAGACACCGAACUACACCGCCUGUCCGCCGACCCUGGCAUGCCCGUUGAACCCGAAUCCUCAGCCGUUGACGGGUCAGCAGGAGUUGCUGCAAGAUUUCUCGAAGAGGUUCUCGCCGGUUAUCCGAGGCGUGGUAGAGUUCGCAAAGCGCAUACCAGGGUUCAGCCUUUUGGCUCAGGACGAUCAGGUAACGUUGCUGAAGGCCGGGGUGUUCGAAGUGUUGCUCGUGCGGCUCGCCUGCAUGUUCGACGCCCAAACGAACAGCAUGAUAUGCCUAAACGGUCAGGUGCUGAAACGCGAGUCGAUACACAACAGCAGUAACGCGCGAUUCCUGAUGGACUCGAUGUUCGAUUUUGCCGAGCGCGUGAACGCCCUGCGGUUGACCGACGCCGAGCUGGGACUUUUCUGCUCGGUCGUCGUCAUUGCCGCCGACAGGCCCGGCCUGAGAAACACCGACCUUAUCGAGCGUAUGCACAACAAAUUGCGCAGCGCGCUGCAGGCCGCGCUCGCCCAGAACCAUCCCCAGCAUCCCGACAUCCUGAGGGAACUGUUGAAGAAGAUACCCGAUCUUCGUACGCUGAACACCCUACACUCCGAAAAGCUUCUGGCGUUCAAAAUGACCGAACAGCAACAGCAGCUCCAGGCCCAGCAGCAGCAGCAGCAGCAACAACAACAGCAACAGCAACAGCACUGGCCGAUGGACGAGGAGCCGACCGCCUCCUGGGGAUCGGGCUCCGACGUGACCCUCGACGAGGUCAAGAGUCCGCUGAGCAGCGUAUCCAGCACGGAGAGUACGUGCAGCGGCGAGGUCGCCUCGUUGACCGAGUACCAUCACUCCUCCGUCGCAUCGAGCGGUCUUCACGCCUCGAGCGCUCCGCUACUCGCGGCAACGCUCGCCGGAGGUCUCUGCCCUCACAGAAGAAGGGCGAACUCGGGAUCUACGAGCUCAGGGGACGACGAGCUGCACCGCGGAUCGUUGACGAAGACGUCCCAACCGCCGCAGUGUCCGCGAUUCAGGAAGCUCGACUCGCCGAGCGACAGCGGCAUCGAGUCGGGGACCGAGAAGGCCGACAAACCGGUAAGCACCAGCACGGCGAGCAGCGCUCCAACCUCGGUCUGCUCGAGUCCGAGGUCCGAGGAAAAGGAGUUCGAGGACAUGCCCGUGCUCAAGAGGGCCCUUCAGGCGCCUCCGUUGCGCGACACGAACGCCCUGAUCGACGAGGCCUACAAACCGCACAAGAAAUUCCGGGCCCUGAGACAGAAGGACAGCGCGGAGGCCGAGCCGGCCGUAGCGACGGCCCAGCAGUCCCAGCUCCACCUUCACCUGACCUCGUCCCCGGCCGCGACGACGACGACGCCCCACCACUCCACCUACACGUCGUCGUCGUCGUCGUCUUCCGCGAUAUCGCAGUGCCCGCCGAAGGCCAGCCUACUCAGCAGCACCCAUUCCACGCUGGCCAAGAGCCUGAUGGAGGGACCCAGGAUGACCGCCGAACAGCUCAAGCGCACCGACAUCAUACACAAUUACAUAAUGCGCGGCGACGUCAGUCCGGGUUCUCCGAUACCUUCCCCAUCCCCGGCCGAACAGUGCGCCUCGACCACCACCGCAAGCUCGAGGUCAUCCUCCGGCGGGCUUCUACAGUGCGCGACUUCGUAUUCCGCCACCGGACGAUGGCCGGCGACCACUUCCGUCAUAACGACGACGACCGGGGCGCGGCACCGCCACCAUCACCAUCACCAUCACCACCCUUCUCAUCCUCACCCUCACCCUCACCACCACAGUCACCAAAUCCAGCAGCACAUGCAGCAGCAGCAGCAGCAGCACCAUCAGCAGCAGCAACAGGGAGAGUACUGCAACAACAGUGUUGUACACAUAGCCGGUAACGGUUCGGGAAGUGGAAACGGUAGUAAUUCCGCGGGAUCUUGCUCGCCGCAGCGUAGCGGUUCGGUUUACAACGCUGCCAGCAACGUAUGCGCGAACAACAACGUCAACAACUCUUGCACGAGUACGAGUCCAAGGCCGAGCUCGACGACGUCCGCUUCCAACGCGGCUGCCGCUGCGGCAACCCUGGUGUUAUCUGACUGUUCGAGCAACAUGAUGGAACUACAGGUGGACAUCGCCGAUAGUCAACAGCCGUUGAAUCUUUCGAAAAAAUCACCGUCACCGUCGCCAAGGCCAACGAUUGUCAACGGUACGUGCAGUAGUAAAGCGUUGUCGCUCGAGGCGUAAUUUACGGAUAUUGUCUAAAAUCUUGUAAUAACGAAGCGACAAAACCUCUCGUGCAUAUAUCAUUUAGGUUUUCGUAUUCGUUCAUCGUUUUUUUUUUUUUCUUUUUUUUUAUCUUCUUCCCUUUUUUUUUCUCCUGUCGAUACAUGUACACCCCGUUCUCUAAAAGUCACGCGAACCAUCUGAUCGAUUGAUUAUUACUUCGUUUUUAUCUUCCGUCGUCACGGGUUCCACAACGACGACAUGCUAUACCUUGCUAAUGAUUCGCAUUACGACGUGAUACUACUACUAGCAAUACCGGUAGUACUCGGAAAGUAUCUCUUUUUCAUGUACGAACAAGGGAUAGAGAGAAUGGGGAAAAUUGAUGGAAACACAGAGAAAGAUAGGGAGGGAUAGAGAAAGAGAGAGAGAGAGAGAGAGAGGGAAAGCUCACCCGCCGAUUCUAUGUAAUUAUAUUAUAUACUAUACAUACGUUAUGUAGUAAACAAACAAGGAAUAAAAAAUGAAAAAUCGCUGUGAAAGUGCCACCAGGACGCUAUCCGUAUAGCGCGUGACUAACCAAAUAAUUUAUAUUAUUUAAAAUCGAUGAUAAUACAUUAUUAUUGUUACUGUUGUUGUUGUUGUUAUUAUUAUUUUUUAAUAAUAUCGUCAUUAUUAUUAUUAUUAUUAUUAUUACCAUUAUUACCAUUACUAUUAUUCUUAUCGUAGAGGAAAGAAGAAGAAAAAAAAACGAAAAUAAGAUGAAAUGACGUUUUCGCACGCAUACGCGGUAUAUUCAAUAGAUAUAUUAAUAUAUUCGUAUAUAUACUGUUCGCAUAUAUAUACA